CUAAUAAAUUUUGGUUUUCUUGAAUAUACAUUUCUUUAUGAAUUUUGAAAUUUUUGUAUGGAAGCUAUAUAUGACGUGUUGAUUUUAAGCUUUGUAAAUCCCUCCCUCUAUUAGUUGCCCACAAGAAGAGUUGUUUGGUUUUGAUUGAGAAUUUUGUAUAGGUAGUUACAAAAAAAGGUAUACCUACACCAACAUGUUUUCUUUUGGCUUAAUAAACUGUUCAAAAAACUUCUUAUGUUACAUUACAUGUCUGUUAUGAACUGACCUUAAAUUAGCAGGUAUCAAUUAUUCAAGUUGACAUUUAAAAUUUCUACAAGCAAAACAUCAUUAAGUUCAUCAGAAAACUAUGUCCAAGGCAAACGUGCCAGACUCUUGGAAAACAGAGAAGUUUAGGAAAAGUGUUGUCGAUAAAAUCAAUGAAGAGCUGCAAAAGUACAACCUAAAACGUUCAGAUCAUGGAAAUCAUAUUGAAGAGGCUUUUUUUUCUAAAACAUAUACCAAAACUCAAUAUUUGGGAUAUGUAGCUAAAAUUCUUAUAAGUAUAAGAAAUAUGGUUUGUAUUCAAGAUGCCUGGCUAGAAAAUCAAGUAAAAGAAAUAUUAAGUAGACCACCGCCAAAACUGCGCAAAAUAUUGACGCCAGAAGAAAUGGCAAAGCAUAAUAUGGAAUUGAUGCGCUUGAGAACCAAAAUUGAGGAAAAUUUCAAGCUGAGACCAAAAAAAUCCUAAUUGAAUUUUUCUUAGCAGUAAAUUGCUUGUUGAAUAUAGUGAUUAACAUACCAAAUCAAUGUGAGGAAUGGAAAAAUAAAUUCUAAAUUUUUA
Molecule: messenger RNA, 820 nt
Organism: Ceutorhynchus assimilis (cabbage seed weevil)
Lineage: Eukaryota; Metazoa; Arthropoda; Insecta; Coleoptera; Curculionidae
Source: the annotation of a GenBank genome assembly